Molecule: messenger RNA, 6804 nt
Organism: Tribolium madens (black flour beetle)
Lineage: Eukaryota; Metazoa; Arthropoda; Insecta; Coleoptera; Tenebrionidae
Gene: Sbf
Product: myotubularin-related protein 13
Exons: 16
Coding region: 280-6408 (2042 amino acids)
Source: RefSeq, a predicted model, not a curated record
AAAAAUUGUUAAAAUGGCGUAAAGAUUUGUUUAGAAGAAUAUUACUUUUGGGUGUGGCUUUUAACAUAAACUAUUGAUGAUAGUUUUGUAAACAAUUAAACCAGUUUUUGUCAGAAAUUUAGUUUCUCGGGGGGAAAAGUCCCCCGAAUUUUAUUUAGCCCCCAGGUGAUUCGAUCGACUUGCUCAUCAUUAUUUUGAAACUGUGACUAAAGAAAAUGUUAAUAAUUUUCUGCAAAACUAUAAAAUACUCAAAAACGCCAUGAAGAUUUAAAUUGAAAAAUGUCACGUUUAGCGGACUAUUUCGUCGUUGUGGGUUAUAAUCAUGAGAAAGAGCGGAGCGGUAUUAGCAGCGGUAUAAUUUUACAAAGAUUCCCGGAAAAAGACUGGCCAGAUACGCCGUUUAUUGACGGAAUUGAAUGGUUUUGUCAACCACAAGGAUGGGCUUUAUCCACCGAACGACAAGAGCCGAAAUUUUUCGUCUCGGUACUUACAGAUAUCGACGCAAAUCGCUACUAUUGUGCUUGUCUUUGUUUCAAUGAAACGGUCUCAAUCACCCCUAGCAAGCCUGUGGAUGAAGAGGAAGACACCGUUGAAAGCGAGGCUUCUCUCGUGCGCCCCAUUCCCGCUAUAUCACAUCACAGCAUUAUGUACGCCCCCAAAUGUCUAGUAUUGGUCUCAAGAUUGGAUUAUAUCGAAACGUUUAGGAAUUGUUUAGGAAUUAUUUAUUCGGUUUAUGUAGAGAGUAUGCCAGUACCGUUGGAGAAUUUAGUCGGGAAUAUUCUUGGUUGUAUUCAGGUGCCUCCACCAGGGGGGCCCCAAGUGAGAUUUAGUAUCGGCGCUGGGGAUAGACAAGCGUUACAACCCCCAUUGAGCCCCUCACUACCAGUCACGCACACUUCCGUUAAUUUAUUAUUCCAUCAGUUAGGGAUUCGUAAUGUUUUAGUUUUAUUUUGUGCCAUAAUGACCGAACAUAAGAUUUUGUUUCAUUCGAAAAGUUAUAAUCGUUUGACUGAAGCUUGUCGUGCAUUAACAGCUCUCAUGUACCCCUUUCGAUAUUCACACGUCUAUAUACCUCUAUUACCAGCGGCUUUGGUCGAAUUUCUAUCAACUCCGACACCUUUCAUAAUGGGGGUACACUCGUCUUUGAAAUAUGAAGUCGCUGAAUUGAUGGAUGUGAUUAUUGCGGAUCUAGACGGCGGUUCUCUUACAAUUCCUGACGGAAUUUCACUUCCGUUACUCCCAGAACCGCUCUUGAGUCACACUCAGGAAAACCUGAGUCUUAUACUUCAACCAGAACUCAGCUGCGCUGAUCAUGCUUUCCCUCCGUUGGCAGUUCGGGCCCCACAACCCGCCAUGUUAGAUAAGGAAAUCAGGGCCGUAUUUAUGCGAACUUUUGCCCAACUCCUUCAAGGCUAUCGCAGUUGUCUCACAUUGAUUCGAAUACAUCCUAAACCGGUGAUAACUUUUCAUAAAGCGGCUUUUUUGGGCGAACGCAAUUUAAAAGAAUGCGAAUUUACAACACGUGUUUUGGAUUGUAUGUUUUUUACCAGUUUUGUGGCUGAAAGAGGUCCACCAUGGCGGCCAUGUGACGUCUGGGAUGAACUUUAUAGCAGUUUGGGUGAACUGAUGAAAGCUGAAACACAAGAUUCAAGAUUGAUUUUGAUUCAUAUACAAGAAUUGGCACAACAAUUGUACACUAAUGAAAAUCCCAAUCCGCAAUCGUACUCGCAAAAAAUUCUAGUACCUCCUGAAGGUGCUUUUGCAAGGAUACAUCAACCUAUUUUACCCAUCAUUAAUGGAGAACAAGUCCAAACCAUUAUUGAUGAAGGAUUGUCGAAAAAUAAUCUCAAAUCGAGUGGGGAUUAUGCCUGGUUGGCAUCUCUCCGGCCCAUCCAGCCUCGAAUCGUCCCUUCGGGCCCCCACAUUUCCAAUCUCAACGAGAACAAAAACAUUGUUAGUAAUUCGGCACGUCGUCUCGAAGUCCUUCGUAAUUGCAUUAAUUGCAUUUUCGAGAAUAAAAUCUCCGAUGCACGUAAAACCUUCCCGGCUGUACUGCGAGCCCUUCAAUCGAAACAAGCACGUUUAGCACUUUGUAAUGAACUUGCACAACACGUCAGUGGUACAAAAGCAAUGCUCGAACAUCAACAAUUCGAUCUAGUCGUACGUUUGAUGAAUUGUGGUCUUCAAGAUGAUUCAUCGAUGGACGAACAUGGCGUUGCCGCAGCACUUUUACCACUUUCGACGAUUUUCUGUCGUAAACUAUGUACAGGAAUCAUACAAUUUGCGUAUACGUGUAUUCAGGAGCAUGCAGUUUGGCAAAAUCAACAAUUUUGGGAAGCGGCUUUUUAUCAAGAUGUACAAAAAGAUAUUAAGGCUUUGUAUACGGCACGAUGUGAGAGUGUGAGAGGAGGAGGGGAGUUGUUAUCGAGUCCGACUUCGCCAAGAGAGAGUAAUAAAGAUUAUAAUUGGACUAAUAGAAGAAGUAUUUUGAAUCGGGUACACGAACCAACAGCGUUAGAAAUAGCAGCUGAACAAAUGAGAAUCUGGAGUUCUAUAGAUGGUGAAAAACAAAAAGAAUUAAUCACGUGUGAGGAGAAUACAAUGUAUAGUCAAGCAAUUCAUUAUGCAAAUCGAAUGGUUUAUUUAUUAAUCCCUUUGGAUAUUGGAAAUAAGACAAGUAAACAAGAGUUGGAUGAUGAUGAGAGAGCGAGUAAUAGUAUGGCGAAUAGUGUCGCUGAGAGUGAUAGUGCUGAUGCUGAGUCCGGUUUUGAAGAUCAAGAUCCGGGUGAGACCGGAAUGACAGUCAUUCGUCUUGUAUCUCGUUUCAUUGAUAAAGUUUGUAAUGAAGGUGGUGUAACUCGUGAACAUAUUCGAAAUCUCCACCAAAUGAUUCCCGGUGUUGUUCAUAUGCAUAUUGAGACACUCGAAGCGGUUCAUCGUGAAUCUAAACGACUUCCUCCAAUCCAAAAACCGAAAAUUCUUACACCCAAUAUGCUUGCCGGUGAAGAACUCAUUAUGGAAGGUUUACGAGUAUAUCUCUUACCCGAUGGACGAGAAGAAAGUAGUCCGGGAUUACUUGGUGGUCCACCACUUCUUCCAGCCGAAGGUGCUAUCUUCCUUACCAACUAUCGUAUUAUUUUCAAGGGAAUCCCCUGUGAUUCGUUCGCUUGCGAACAGAUUGUUGUGAGAUCGUUUCCAGUGACGUCAUUAACGAAAGAGAAGAAAGUUGCAGUUCAAUAUUUGGCACAUUUAGAUCAAUGGUUGCAAGAGGGACUUCAAGUGCGUUCAUGUACGUUUCAAUUGAUGAAAUUAGCGUUUGAUGAAGAGGUCACAGCUGAAAAUGUUGAAACAUUACGAAAAUUUAUUCAUAAAAUACGACAUCCACCUGAUGUGUUUCAUCAUUUUGCGUUUACGGGUCAAGUGGUUGUGAGUCAGACACCGUUGCAUAAAGGAAAGGAAAAAAAUGCAACUUUGAGAGGUUUUGCAAAGAAAACAUUAUUGAAAACGGCAAGAAAAGCAGGAUUUAAACAGAAAUCGUCAUCGAAACGACAAAAAUAUGUUUUACCAAAUUCAACACUUUAUAAUAGUAAUAAAUAUAUGACGAGUCCGGGUCGAAUGAGUUUACCAAAUACCGACGAGUAUAGUCACGAUGAUGAUUUAUCUAUUGAUGAUUUUGAAACGGGACCAUCGUCAGUGCCAACUGCACCUACAGAUGCUAAAACUUUAGAACGUUUAGUUGAACGUAGUUAUGUAAGAGAUUGGCAAAGAUUGGGAUUAUGUAAUGAUAAUUCAUCACCGACAAAUGCUAAACCAGCUCCAGAUCAAUUUCGCUUGACUACAGUCAAUUCCAUGUAUAUGAUGUGUCGAAGUUAUCCGGCACUGUUGGUGGUACCGGCAAGUGUGCCAGAUGAAAGUAUUCGUCGCUUUUGUCGUUGUUACCGCCAGGGGCGGAUCCCCAGUACCACUUGGAGACAUCCUCGUACAAAAGCUCUUUUAUUACGAGGCGCUGGUCAUCAUGGUAAAAGUGUAAUGGGAAUGUUGAAAAGUCAUCCAACUCCAAAUGCUUCCACUGAAACCACAACAUCGUCUUUUGAACAAGAAAAAUAUCUUUCAGCUCUCGUUUCAGCCACUCCAAUAUUCUCAUUACGUCAUCAUGGUUCAGCUUGGGGAAUGUCCGAUAGUUCACUCAGUGUGAAUUCAUUAUUUUUAGCAGCUGAUGAUCCAUUAAGUGGUGGUGCAACUCUAACACCUGAAGUGGCACGACGUUCAAAACCGCUGAAAGGAAUGGGAACUUUGGCGAUGUUUCCAAGGUCAUCUGGUGGUAAAGGUCCGAAGAAUUUUGGUCGAUGGGGCUCUUUAAAAGACAGACGCCAAAGUUCACAAGCAUCACUUGCCAAUGUUCAACAAAAUCGCAGUAAUAUAAUAAGACAUUCAACCGAUGCUGAUAGUUCAAUAUAUGGUGUUCAUACGUUGCAAAGAGCCGCUUUGUAUAUUUUAGGAGAAAAGGCACAAAUGAAAGGGGUAAAAGUCGAAUCGGCCCCAAAGACUGAUUUUAUACCAGUGGAAUAUUACGAUGUGCGGCAUACAAAGACAGCAUUUAAGAAAUUAAUGAGAGCGUGUAUACCGAGUUCAGCAACUGAUGCGCCCGAACAAAGCUUCCAUAGAUUGAUUGAAAAUUCGGAAUGGUUGCAACAAAUUCAGAAUAUAAUGCAACUCGCUGGCGCCGUUGUUGAUCUUCUUGACCUUCAAGGCUCCUCUGUGGCAAUUUGUCUUGAAGAUGGUUGGGAUACAACAGCUCAAGUCUCAUCCGUUGCUCAACUCUGUCUCGAUCCUUACUAUCGUACAAUGGAAGGUUUUCGUGUUCUAGUUGAAAAAGAAUGGAUCGGUUUUGGACAUCGUUUCAGUCAUCGUAGCAAUCUCAAUGCGAAUUCACAAGCGUCGGGAUUUGCACCGACUUUUCUACAAUUCUUAGAUGUCGUACAUCAAAUUCAGAAACAAUUUCCAAUGGCAUUUGAAUUUAGCGAUUUCUAUUUGCGUUUUUUGGCUUAUCAUUCGGUGUCGUGUCGUUUUCGUACGUUUCUAUUCGAUUGUGAAUUGGAGAGAGUUGAGAGUGGCGUUGCCGCUGUUGAAGAUAAAAGAGGUUCAUUAACGUCGCAUCAUAAAAGUGUGGAUACCAUCUCCGAUGAUGAGAAUAUUUAUCCGGGUGGAGGAAGGGUUGCAGGAACGACUUGUGGUACAAAUUUAGGACAAAGUGUCUUUGAUUAUGUGGAGAAGCAACAUGCGAGAACACCACUUUUUUUCAAUUUUAUGUACACACCGGAUUUUGAACAUCCUGUUUUGAGGCCACAAUCACAUCUUCCGUGUCUCGAAAUUUGGCAAUACUAUUUAGAUGAGAAUCUACAUCAUGGUCCUGAAUAUGAUCUUGAAAUUAUUCAACUUGAUACACAACAAGAAGAAGAAGCCGAAGCCGCUGAUGGUAUUUCAAGUAAAAGUAAUCGAAAAAUAAUAACUCUAGGUUAUGAUUGUGUCAGUAAAUGUGUACCGGAUGCAUUUAGUCAUCUUUUGGAGGAAAUUCAUCGAUUAGAAACCGAACUUGGACAUUUACCACAAAAAUGGAAAGUUCUUUGGGACAAACUCGAAUUACCAACCACCGAUUCUCUCACUAGACAUUCCUCGUUUAGUACAGCUCUAGUUCGUUCUCAUGGCCGUUUGGUCCAUAAACGUUCAACUCUUGAAAUUCUAAUGAGAGGUAAAAUGGUGGGGGCUGCUGAAACAUCAUUGGUAUAUUCACACCCUCACCGUUUCGAAAAAUAUAAUUACACCACGCCCACAUAUUGUGAUUAUUGUACGAAUUUAUUAUGGGGACCAGUGAAGACCGGUAUGAGAUGUAUGGAUUGUGGGUAUAGUUGUCACGAGAAAUGUAUAGAGGGUGUGCCUAAAAAUUGUACAAAAUAUAAAGCAAUUGCUGACAAUAAUGCAUCACAGACUAUUUCGGGUACAGGAGGUGAUAAUGGGUCAGUCAGUUCAGGUAGCGCACGACAGACCUCUAGUCAGCAAUAUUACGACCAGUUUUCUUCCAAUGUGGCUGAAAAUAGGACACACGAAGGGUAUUUGUAUAAAAGAGGAGCGUUGUUAAAAGGUUGGAAACAGCGGUGGUUUGUUUUGGAUUCGAUUAAGCAUCAAUUGAGAUAUUACGAUGCAAUGGAGGAUUCACACUAUAAGGGGUAUAUAGAUUUGGCUGAAGUAAUGUCAGUGACGUCAGCUAGUCCCGCCCCCGGCCCACCGAAAAAGACUGACGACAAAUCAUUUUUCGAUUUGCGCACUAGUCGACGCACUUAUAAUUUUUGUGCAGCGGAUGCUGCUACCGCACAAGAAUGGAUCGAGAAGCUGCAAGCUUGUCUACAAUAAUAAUAAUAAUACUCUUUCUUAUCCAAAGUUACUUUUUUUUUUCUUAGUCACAAAUCAUACUCAUAGGUGACAAUAAAUGUUGAAUUAUUUUUAGUCAUUAUUUAUAUUUUUUUUUAUAAAACGCACACAUUUAUGUAUUAACUGGCUCAAGUCUCUCUAUAUCAUGCAAGCAUAUCAAUGUUUUUCGGGAUUAUUUGUUAUUGUUGUGUAUAUUAUUACAUUCCGUGUUAAUAACCGCUCGACAUAAGUCGCACCCUAGAGUCGCUGUUAUAUUUGUGAUAUAUUGUUUAGUUACUUACGUUAACAUGUCUCAAAGUAUAUUUCCUUAGCUUAAUCUAUGCAAUGUGAAAUAACUGCCAAAGUUAAUAAACCAUUUUAAAAAUUUUAUUCAAACAG